Messenger RNA from Lytechinus pictus (painted urchin), 3554 nucleotides. RefSeq names its product troponin T, skeletal muscle-like. Gene Ontology annotation, cellular component: troponin complex. The coding region runs from base 12 to 1343 and encodes 443 amino acids. Gene Ontology annotation, biological process: regulation of muscle contraction; sarcomere organization; muscle contraction. The record is from RefSeq and is a predicted model, not a curated record. Gene Ontology annotation, molecular function: tropomyosin binding. The transcript has 14 exons. NCBI's taxonomy places the organism in Eukaryota, Metazoa, Echinodermata, Echinoidea, Temnopleuroida, Toxopneustidae.
AAACUCGUAAGAUGAGGGAAGAUAUCCAGCGUCGACGACAGGAAGCGGAGGCCAAACGCAAGAAGGCGGAAUCAGAAAAUCAGUCAAUCUACUCCAUUCCAAAGUACAACAUUGCUGAAAGUAUUACCAGAGCCAAGCAGGAGAAGAUGCAGACCUCAGCCGAGAUCAUGGCAGAGAGAGAGAAAAGGAUUGAGGAGAACUUCCCUCAGAUACGCAUCAGCGCCCGCGAUUCUGAAGAGCGCCUCCGUGAGAUUGCGGAGAUCCUUCACGCCAAGCUGGUGGAGGUCUAUGGUGAUAUCUAUGACCUUGAACAGAGGAAGGAGAGACAGGAAUAUGAUCUCAACGAGAUGAAUGCUCGCAUCAAAGAUCUAGUCAAGCAUAAGACUGUGAAUGUUGUUCCAACAGUUGAUCAAGGCCGAGUCAGCAUGCUGAAGGAAAAGGGAUUCUCUUUUGAUGACAAGGCUGCAAAGCAGAAACAGAACGUUGAUCUGAAGGCAAGCCUGCCCUCUAGUGGUCACAUAGCUGACAGGCUUCAGAAGCUGCAAGAUAAUCUCAAGAAGGAUGCGGAGAUUCCUGAUAAGACUGCUAAGAAAGAGCCGAUCAAGCUGACCUACAGUUCUGCAGAACAACUGAGAGAGGAUUUGGAAGAAAGCAAGAGAGAGGCGGAGAAGUUCAAGAUUCAGAGGGAGGAGAAUCGUAAGCAGAGGGAGGCAGAGAUUCGUAAGAUGGAGGAGCAGCACGAAGAACGAACGAAGAAAGCUGAAGAGGAACGUAAGAAGCAGAUGGAGGAAAGAGAACGCUUGAAGAAGGAGAAGGAAGAGAAGGAGAGGGCUAAGAGGAAUAUGAUGAGCCCCUCUGGAGCCCCUAUCAACAUCUCUAAAGUAGUAUCACAGACCAAGGCCAAGAACCGCAAGGAAACCAUUGCUGACCGAGUCCCGACAAUGACCAUCUCGAGCACAACCACAGAGGUUGAGCUGCGGAACUUUGCCAACGACCUCUACAACAGACUCAAGACUACCUUGGGGGAUGUCUUUGAUCUGAAUGAACAGAAGAAAAAGAAUGAAUACUAUCUGAAUGAACUGAAUGAGCGAGUUGAUGUUGUAAAGACUCCCAAGUCUUCACCUGUUGUGAGCACUGGAAUUGUGAGUAAGUUUAAAGACGGAGGAGCGUGGUCCCCAAAGAAACAGAACGAGACUGGUAAACCGUUCAAACCCAAGGAGCUUGGUGGCAUCGCCUCUGAGGGCGGGGUGCGAGGGCGCUUGGCCAUGUUCUCUGGGGGAGGAGACACCACAGACUCACCCCCUAAGAAAUCUGCACCAGCAAAAAUCAACAUCUACAAGUAACAUGGGCAAGAUGCGAAAUACUUGGGAAAUACUUGGAACAAGGACAAACCUAAUUAUUAGAUCUUUUAUCUUUUUAUAGAAAUUUGCUUUGAUGUAACUAUGUAUUUAUCAUUAAUAUUUAUCAUUCCUAGAAUGCGAUGUUAAGAUUUAAUGUGUUCCAGUUUUUCAAAAGUCUUCCCCCACAAUCUUUUAUUGCAUAAUUGUUAUUUAGAGCCUCAUAUUGAUAUUUACUAUUCAUAAAUACCAAUGUGGAGAUUGGGAUUUGCUUAUCUUAAAAUGAUGAGAUGAACUAUUUUAAAGGGGUAAUGAUUUUAUUGCCUUUAGUGAGUUAGCAUUCUUCAUGAGAAUGUCAUGGUAUGAAUUUCAAUCGAAUUUCAGGGGACUCUUUUAGAGUUAUAUUAUUACAAUAUCUGUGAGUAUGAUUCUUAUUAUAUCCCUGACAAUAACCUUCUUUUUAUUUUAUCACUUUUAAAAGCUUACUUUAGGUGUGUAAGCUAAAGUUAAUAUUGAGGUCAAUAGCUGCUUUUUUUAAAUGAUACGAAGUGCGUUUUAUAAUUUUCAGAAAGGAGGAUUUAUUCUACAUAUUCUCAAAAGCAAGGCUACUUUUUUUUAGAUAACAAGGGUAUUUAUCACAUCAUUGUUCAAAGUUUUAAGAUAUUUCGUAAUUGCUAAAAUCUGUUAAUUUCAGGAUAGUUAUUCAGUAUAAUAACUGUUGCAAGUUGAUUUUCCUCACCUAAUAUUAUGCAGAAUGUUCAUUCGAUAUAAAGCUUGAUUGAUUAAUGUAUACAGAAAAUACUGCUACUACAUUUGAUUAGCAUUGCAUAUUAUGUAUUUAUCUUCUAUCCAUUCUCUAAUUGAAAAUAUAUGUAUAACAAUCAUUUCCAAUUUUUGACCAUUUUAGUAACAGUACUCUUUAAUAAGAAGAUUUAGAAAUGACCAACAUUGGUGCUAGCAUUUUAGUUGAAACUGUACAUCUACAUGUAUGAAUAUGUUACUUUCUAUCAUUAUUGUUAUAAUUUCAAAAUUUUAGAAACAUGAUAUAGAUUUUAGAUGCUAUGUGGUUUAUAUUCACAGUAUUAUUUGAUUAUAAAUGGAUAUUACUCAGAGUACAUGUAUUAAGAGUGACCUUGCAUUGGUGCUAGUCUCUAGAUGAGAAUUUACUAAUUCUAUUUUACUUUUGUAUUUUUAAAAUGUAAUCAUUUUAUUAAUUGUAGAUAAUGUUUGAAGGUCUACAGGGGUAAACAAUGUGUAAAGUCCUUGAAGGACUGAAAUACAAGUGGAUAGAGAUACAUGUAGAAGUGAAAUUGAAAGGCGAGAAAGUGGAGGUUAGGAAGUAGAAUAUUCUUUUCAGUCCUUAAAAGAACUGUAAACCUGGGCCCCGUCUUACAAAGAGAUACGAUUGAUCCAAUCAAUCGAAACUCUAUGGAAAUCCAUCAGUAUCAUAAUUUUUUCUACAGGAAAAUUUGCAAAAUGUCCUUCGUAAACAAAGGCAGACACACCAAAUUGUCAAGAAAACAAUGAAUUUAUGUAAUAUACAUAUCUAGAAAACAUUUUGAACAAACAUGCAUUUUAGAUGUUGACAUUGCUGGCUUUCCAUAGUUACGAUUGAUCAGAUCAAUCGCAGCUCUUUGUAAGAUGGGGCCCAGAAUGGGUGGAAAGCUUGAGUAGUAGGCAGGGUGAGAGGCUUUAGUCGAAGGCUUGAGUAGGAGGCUGGUUGGAUUGGAGAGAUUGAGAGAGAGUCUCUUGAGUAGAUGAGAGAAUGGAGCUGUCGAGCAGAAUCAGAAGAGAAGACUUGACGUUUCUGACAGAGUGACUGCCCAUCUUCCGCCAUUGUAAUUAUAUUCAUUGUUCCUUUGAAAGCAGGAUAUAAAUGUAGUUAAUGCUGCGGUAACACCAACGAAACCGACUCCAAACCGACCGAUGGUAUGUCAUUGGUAAUAACGUAAUAGCUUUGAUCGGUCUAGAGUCGGUUUCGUUGGUGUGACUGUAACCGAAACCGACUCCAAACCGACCGAUGGUACGUCAUUGGUAAUAACGUAAUAGCUUUGAUUGGUCUGGAGUCAGUUUGGUCUGUGUAACUGUAGCAUUAUAGUAUGUGGCACUAUGUGCUGUUAUAGGUUUUUACAGUAUUAUGCAACUAAUUACAUCAAGUAGAUGUGCUACAUGUAACCCAGAAAAACAUGAAAAAUAUAGUAACCACUUUAAUAGAGA